Molecule: messenger RNA, 5261 nt
Organism: Coregonus sp. 'balchen'
Lineage: Eukaryota; Metazoa; Chordata; Actinopteri; Salmoniformes; Salmonidae
Source: the annotation of a GenBank genome assembly
AUGUCCGACUCUGAGACCAUCGAGCUAGCUGCUCUGGGCCGACCCUUCCAGCUGGGGAUGCUGUAUGACUGUCGCAGAGAUGUCCUCAUUCCAGGUACAGGAAACUAUUACUAUUUGGUUUGGAGGUAAUGCAUAUUGAUUAUCUUAAAUUCAUUGACAGUGUUUCCACCAUUUGAGUUGGAUAGAGGGCACACUGUUCUAGCAUGGGGAACGCCAUUGACGGCUUUCACCAUUUUAAAGUAGUUUCUAUGGAUUAAGGAAGAAUCAGCAGGAGGGGUCAGCCAAUGAAUUGCACUCCUGAGCAAACAUUCCAUAACUGCAGGUGUCAGUAAAUCACCAACCUGGGCUUUAUACCUGUUCAGACUAUAUACACUCCGCACAGUAGGUGGUGGUAUGCACCUUUUCAAUUGAUUUACAAAACUGCUAAUACACUCAUAGAAGUUGAAGAAGACAUUUGGGCCAUACUUGUGUACAUAAGCAAACAUUUAAAUGUAAACAGUUUCUCCAGCUCAAAAUGUGUCUCGGCUAAUUACAAUAGUCACAUUACAUGCACGUGACAGAAUGCUAACUUGUAACUGGUCCCAUCAGAUAACAUUUUUACAUUUUAGUCAUUUAGCAGACGCUCUUAUCGAGAGCGACUUACAGUUAGUGAGUGCAUACAUUUUCAUACUGGCCCCUCGUGGGAAACGAACCCACAACCAUGGCAUUGCAAGCGCCAUGCUCUACCAACUGAGCUACAGGGGACAGAUAACAUGGCAUACAUUAGCCCUAUGGUAACAUCACCAGGUGGCAGUGAUUAUAUUCUGUCUGAUCCCUCCUGAGGACCCAGAUUGAAUUAUGUAAUCCUUCCUUAACCCAAAGGAAGUCUCGCCCAGUUGACUACUUCAAAAUGGUGAAAGUCCUCAAUGGUGCAGCCCAUGCUAAAACAGGCUUUUGGGCACUAAAGUCCUCUUUGAUGCUGUAACAGAAGUGGCUAUUGCAAAGAGAGGUGAGUUUUCUGGUACAUCUCUAUGGUCUCCACAGAGUAAGAAAAGCUAGAUGACGCACUUGGAACAAAAGACUGAUGGCAUGCAAGUCGUUUUUGAAGUGGUCAUUUAGUAGAAAUGAUCAAUGGCAAAGAUACUAAAGAAAAAAAAAGAGUGCUAUGUGGCACCAUUUGUCCCUGUAGGGGAACCAUCUGUUAAAAGGUUCUAGAUAGAACUCUUUCUGGUUCCAAAUAGCACCCUUUAUUUGGAACCCAGGUUCUAUUUGACCUGGAAAGGGUUCUAUCUGGAACCCAUUUCCAGACUGGUUCUCCUACAAGGACAAAUGGUGCUACAUAUCACUCUUUUCUUCUGAGAGUGUAUGAGGUUUAGGUUUUCUAACUAUGGGUGUCAUGUCACCUAGAAUAUUUACUUUGAGUUCAAUAUUUACCUUCAAUUAGUUAUUUGAAUUAAACCAUGUUUACAUAUAUAAAUAAUUAUACAUGUACACGUUGGAGUAUUAUUUUCACAAUAAACGUUCUUUGGUCAUUCUCUCUUUAAACUGCAGGUAUCACUCUCUGGGAUUCUGAGAUGCUGCGGAAACACAUCAAUGUCCGUCCACAACCAAACACUGACUUCAAAAUCAUUGCUUCAGACUCAAGUGAAGCAAAGUCAGAAGCUUUGAAUGUGUCUGCAUCUCUUGAGGCCAGUUUUCUUGGUGGCUUAGUCAGUGUGAAAGGAUCUGCUGAAUUCCUACAUGACAAAAAGACCUCAAAUCGUCAGUCUAGGGUUUCUCUGCAGUACCGUACCACCACUCGCUUUGAGCAGCUGACCAUGGACCACCUGGGGGCAGGAAAUGUGAAACAUUGUAAUGUCUUACAAGAGGGCUCUGCAACCCAUGUGGUGACUGCCCUGCUCUACGGAGCGCAGGCCUUUUUCGUUUUUGACCAAGAGGUUUCCUCAGGAGAAAACCACCAGGACAUCCAAGGAAACCUGCAGGCCAUGAUAAAAAAGAUCCCUCUCAUAUCAAUAGAAGGGCAGGCAAAGUUGAAGAUGAGUGAGGAAGAGAAGAGGGAGGCCAAUAAAUUCAACUGCACUUUCCAUGGUGAUUUUGCACUAGAAAACAACCCUGUCACAUUUGAAGAUGCCAUCAGGGUGUAUGCUGGCCUGCCACGUCUGCUAGGGGAGAACGGAGAACACGCUGUGCCCAUGACCGCCUGGCUCUAUCCUCUCAAGAACCUGGACUCUGCAGCUGCCCAGCUAGUCAGGCAGAUCAGUGUUAGCCUGGUGCGUCGCGCACAGCGACUCUUGGACGGACUGGACAAUACUGAUGUACAAUGCCAGGACAUGAUGAAGGAAGACAUGGCUAUCAAGUUCCCUGAAAUCAAAGCCAAGCUCAACAAGUUCAGGGACUUGUGCUCAGAGUACAAGCUGGUGUUCCAGAAAGGUCUCUGCAAGGUUCUUCCCAAAAUAAGAGGAGGAGGAAUGGAGGAGGAAGAGCUGAUAAAAAUGCUCAACAGCAAAGAACGUUCUCCAUUCCAGAAUGACCUUAUGAUCACGUACCUGGAUGACAGAGAGAGAGAGAUGAAUGUUGUCAGCUCUUACCUUGACAUAAUGAAAGAGGUACAAGUUGUGUACUCAAGCAAUGAAUUGGACGGAAUAGUGCUUGAUCAAGCUAAUGAUUAUGUAGUGUGUUUUGCAUUUUCCAAUUUGAAGGAGAAAGAAGAGUAUGUGGUAGUCUUGGAGAACUACUUGCUGGAAGAAUCUAAAAGUGAUUUUUCACUGAUGCCUUUCAACCCCAACGCAGCCGGGAAAUCUGCAGCAGAAAAGUGGUUUCGCUCGGGGGAGGUAACCACCCUAACCAGGCAAACCAUAAAUCUGUUCCUAGACUUCAAAGAGUCAAACAAAGGCAGAGAAAAUAUUGCAUUCUGCAUUGCAUCAAUGCCAAACAAACUCCUUACUGCGUCGUCCAUCCAUGUCUACGAAAGAGGGACACUUUUGAGUCCACAGUUUGAGCUGCCAUCAAAGCCAGGUGUCCCCACCAUCAAGAGUCUGGAGCAUGACUGUGUCCACUUGCAAGUCAACCCUCCCAACCUUGGUGUUACCUCUGUGGAGUCAUACCACGUUUUGUACCAGUCUGAGCAGGCUGACUCUGAGUGGACAGAGGUCAAACCUGAUGCUACAACUAACCAGGUCACCAUCCGUAAUCUGGACCCUUACAAAAAGUACCGCUUUAGCUGCAAGGCGGUGUGUAGACCUGGUGUGAGCCUCUCCAGUGACUGGACAGAAUACUUCAGGACCCGUUCAUGUAGCCCCCCUGGACCACCCACAGAGAAGAGCAUAGAAUCGGGACGUAUCAGAGUGAACUGGGACAUUCCUACCAUGGUUGGAGACGAUGUUGCAGUCAUCGGUUAUGUGGUUGAAUACAGACAUAGUGUAAAGGCUAUAGACAAUCAGAUGUGGCACACCAUCAACACCACCACUAGAGAGAGUACACUGGAAGGACUAGAGGCUGACACUGCAUACAGCAUCAGGGUCUCUGCUAACUGUGGCGAAGCAGGGAAGAGUCUACCUAGUCCUGAGACUGUGCUGACUACCAUUAGGGUCUCUGAUGCCCAACCGAAGACGAGCAAAUCAACCGGAGCAAAAAGUGAGGAAUUCCUCAAAAAAUCCCAGAAGGUGGAAAAGGGCAACCCCUCAAUCCACUGGCUGAAUCUGGAAGAGAAGUUUGGUGUAAAUGAAUGUUUUGGCCAGUACAGAUUUGGGAGGAAGGUUGAGCAAGGGAAUAACAAGGUGAUAAUGCUUCUGGGGGCCACAGGUGCAGGAAAAACAACUCUGGUCAAUGUCAUGAUAAACUACAUUCUCGGGGUAAAGUGGGAAGACUGUUACCGCUUUAAGCUCAUCCAUGAGGUGACCAACAAGUCACAGGCUGAGAGCCAGACUAUAGUUGUGACAUCAUACGAGCUCUACAACCAGUCAGGCUUCCAGAUUCCUUAUUCUCUGACUAUCGUUGACACACCAGGGUUCGGAGACACCAGAGGAAUGGCUCAGGAUAAAUUGCUCAUCCAGAUGUUGAAGGAUUUCUUGUGUAAUCCUUUAGGGAUUGAUCACAUUGAUGCAGUCUGCUUUGUAGUGCAGGCAUCACUUGUUCGUCUCAGUCCUUCCCAGAGAUACAUCUUUGAUUCCAUCCUGUCCAUCUUUGGAAAGGAUGUUGCUGAAAACAUCCUGAUGCUUGUGACAUUUGUUGAUGGGAAGCAGAUACCGGCGCUAGAGGCCAUCAAAGCUGCAAAUCUGCCCUGUAAGAAAAACAAGAAGGGGCAACCAACCCAUUUCAAAUUCAACAGUUCAAUUCUGUUCUUAAAGGAGAUGGAGAGCAGCAGUGAAGAGGAUGGUGAUGAUGAUGAUGAUGAUGAUCAUAAGUCACAGUGUCCAGAGCAAUGGAAGUCAACUUUCAAGGAGAUGAAGAAAUUUUUCCAAGUGCUGGAAAGCAUUGAGAGCAAAGAUCUGACCCUGACAAAGAAAGUGCUGGAAGAACGUGAGCUUCUGGAGAAGACCAUGACACGCCUGACCCCUCAGAUCACAGCAGGUCUGUCAAAGCUAAGUGAGAUCAACAGCUUCAAACUGUGUCUGGAGAACGAGGACGAGAACAUGAAACAGAACAAAGAUUUUGAGACAGAGGUAAAUGUGCUGCAGGUGAAGAGAAGCAAAUUAUCCCAGGACUUUGCGACAAACUGCAAGGUAUGCAAUUUCACAUGUCACACCUGCUGCUUCCUCCCAGAUGAGGAUGACAUCAAAAGUUGUGCCGUGAUGGAUGAUGAUGGCAACUGCACCGUAUGUCCAGGAAAAUGCUCUUCCAGUGACCACGACAGGGAAAAAGUAUUGUUGACAUAUGAAACAAAGACUGAGAAAAAGACUAUUCAAGAACUGAAGGACAACUUCAUGAAGGCGUGGGGCAAGUAUAUGUCAACCAAGGAGAUGCUGGAUAAGCUUAAGGAUGAGUUGCACAUGAUCGAGGACGCGCUGACGAAUUUGAUCAAGCAGUCUUCUGACUGUCUCAAGAGACUUAAUGAAGUUGCACUGAAUCCAAGCUCUCUCUCCACUAUGGAGUACAUUGAGAUACUCAUUCGCACAGAGGAGGAUGAACGCAAGCCAGGCUUCGAGGAUCGGAUCGUAAGGUUGAAGAAGAUGAAGGAAGAGUCUGAGAUUCUGGACAAGAUUGCAAAAGGAGUAGAUUUACUCCCAAAUGAGCGAAAAUUCAUGAAAGAUAAAGAGGAUAGACGGCAGGGGGUUCCAACAUAA